AUGAAGAAGAAGACGAUUAACGGCAACAAAGAAAUCCCUUCUGAUAUUGUGUUCCAAGUGCUCGCUCGAUUGCCCAUUAAGGGCUUGGACAGAUUCAAGUGCGUAUCGAAAUCUUGGUCAUCAAUGAUCAGUCACCCUGAAUUCAUCAAAGCUCAUAGACCUUGCACCGGUAUAUUCAUCAAUCUUUUCCCCAUCAGCAUCCACUUAAAUUCAUCGCCGAAAGGCCUCUUUUACGCGUCCAUACAUGGGAAUGAUGAACUUGCUAGACGGUUAAGUUUGCCUUAUUUUGGUUAUGAGGAUAUUACUCCAAUUAUAAACGGGCUUGCUUGCCUUUACACGGCUCAUCAAGUUUCAGUUUUUAAUGUAACUACUCGUGAACUUAUGGCGCUUCCGGCUGAUGCACAUUAUGUUUCAUAUGCUCUCGGGUUUGAUCCUGUGGAUAAUGUGUACAAAGUGCUUAAAUUCAGUACCCUUGCCAUCAAUCAACUAGUUCACAAGAUCCUCACUCUUAAAACAAGUUCAAAAUCGACAUGGAGAUGGAGAGAAAUCUUUCAGAAAGAUUUGUCUUGGUUUCACCCAUUUCCCAAAGUUCAAAGUUACCCUGUGAAUGGUAUAAUUUAUUUCAAAAUCCACUCUCCAAGCAAAGAGUAUUUUCUCGCCUUUGAUGUCCACCAAGAGCAUUUCACAAUUCUCAACCGACCAAGGGAAGAGCAUUGCCGUUUGACAGUAUUCGGUCAAUUUGAAGGGCGCCUAGCCCUAGCACAUAAGACACAAUUUGAGACG
This is a messenger RNA of Nicotiana attenuata, 783 nucleotides long. Its product is annotated as putative F-box protein At3g10240. The record is from RefSeq and is a predicted model, not a curated record. The transcript is spliced from 2 exons. The annotation marks the transcript as partial. Gene Ontology annotation, molecular function: protein binding. Lineage: Eukaryota; Viridiplantae; Streptophyta; Magnoliopsida; Solanales; Solanaceae.